GGAGUGAUUUAGGAUCAGACCCAUGUAGAGUCUCUCUCUCUCUCUCUCUCUCUCUCUCUCUCUCUCUCUCUCUCUCUCUCUCUCUCUCUCUCUCUACACUUCCUUCUUCCACACCGGGAGUGAUAGAUAGACAGGAGAUAGGAAGCAGUAGGCCUCACUGAAGCCUCGGGCUGGCGUGAUGUCGGAGCCGAAAGCGGCCGCUUCGGCGCCCGGAGACACCUACAAGGGCUGGCUGUUCAAAUGGACCAACUACAUCAAGGGAUACCAGCGGCGAUGGUUCGUCCUGAGCAACGGCCUGCUGUCUUACUACAGAAAUCAGAACCUGCCUCUAAAGUGUCUCCAGAAAUCAGAACCUGGCUCUAAAGUGAUGUUGAAAUCAGAACCGGGCUGUAAAGUGAUGUUGAACUCAGAACCGGGCUCUAAAGCGUCUCUGAAAUCAGAACCGGGCUCUGAGAAUAAGUGUCUGCUGUUCCUUCAUGUGGACGAGGGCGGGGUUUAUGUGGAUGAGGGCGGAGUUUAUGUGGACAAGGGCGGAGUUUAUGUUGGAGGUUUCUGCCUCUGUACGCCGUCUCCACCAGUAAGCGUCCGUAAUAUCAUCUUAUCUACCGCUGAGAUGACCCUGACCGCUCGCCCUCGCCUCGCCCCGCCCUCGCCUCGCCUCGCCCUCCCUCGCCUCGCCCUCGCCUCGGACGCACUAAUGUUUUGUGUCGUUGUCGUCCUGCAGGUGAACUUUAACGAGCCAAUCUCCAUGCUGCAGCGUCUGUCGGAGGAUCUGGAGUACUCCGAGCUGCUGGACCGAGCCGCUAAGUGUCAGAGCUCACUGGAGCAGCUGUGUUACGUAGCGGCCUUCACAGUGUCGUCUUACUCCACCACCGUACACCGUACAGGAAAACCCUUCAACCCUCUGCUGGGGGAGAGCUUCGAGCUCGACCGCCUGCAGGAGAGCGGAUACAGGUCCCUCUGUGAACAGGUGAGUCAUCAUCCUCCUGCUGCAGCUCAUCAUGCCAUCUCUGAGCGCGGCUGGACCCUGAGGCAGGAAAUCACUGUGGCCAGCAAGUUCAGGGGCAAAUACCUCUCCAUCAUGCCCCUCGGCUCUAUUCACUGUAUAUUUGAGAAGAGUAAUAAUCACUACAGCUGGAAGAAGGUCACCACCACCGUGCACAACAUCAUCGUAGGCAAGCUGUGGAUAGACCAGUCAGGAGAGAUCGAUGUGAUAAACCACAGAACAGGAGAUCGCUGCCACCUGAAAUUCGCUCCCUACAGCUACUUCUCCAGAGAUGUGGCCAGAAAGGUUACAGGUGUGGUGACGGAUAAGGACGGUAAAGCUCACUACGUGCUCUCGGGGACGUGGGAUGAGAAGAUGGAGUGUUCCCGUGUAAUGCAGAGCAGCCGAGGAGGAGAGAACGGGACAGAGGGACGCCAGAAGACCGUCUACCAGACGCUCAAGGCUCGAGAACUCUGGAAGAAAACUCCUCUACCAGAUGGAGCAGAGAACAUGUACUACUUCUCAUCCCUGGCGCUGACACUGAACGAGCCCGAAGGGCUGGCCCCCACGGACAGCCGGCGACGCCCAGACCAGAGUGAUGGAACAGGGGCUGUGGAUGAAGCCAACGCUGAGAAACAGCGGCUGGAGGAGAAACAGCGCACUGUGAGACGGGAGAGAGAGAGAGAGGCGCUCAUCUCGCCAAUACUGAAGGCAGUGAGGGGUGAGACAUGGGAGCGGGGACAUGCAGAGGUGAUGCACUCCUCCUACCUGCGCAGAGCUGGGCGGAGUCAAGCCGGUAAUCUGUGGCGUGGAGUCGGACCUCCUCCAGCUCCUCCUACCUGCACAGAGCUGGGCGGAGUCAAGCCGGUAAUCUGUGGGGUGGAGUCGGACCUCCUCCAGCUCCUCCUACCUGCGCAGAGCUGGGCGGAGUCAAGCCGAUGGCGCUGUGUGGAAACGUUUCCCGCUUUCUGUGGCGUUAGACGAGUGGUUUGUGAAGGCGGUGUAUCAGGAAUGCAGUGUGUGUUUAGUAGGUCACUGCGCACGACUGCGCUUUAUUCCUCUUCAGGGUUGACAGCCUGUACUGAUGACCCCUCCUCUGAUCUCUCACUCUCAAGCAAGUAUUCAGUCGACACGCUGCACAGCUCACACUCCACCCCUUACUCACGUGUCCCACAGGACAGCUACAAGGCCCUUUGGUUCGAGCAGCAGGAAGACCCGGUGACAGGAGAGGCCACGCAUAUCUACAAGGGGGGGUACUGGGAGGCUAAAGAGCACGGCGACUGGCACGGCUGCCCUGAUAUUUUCUGAAUUAGCACUGUGUGCACCCCCGUCUGUAGAGUGGACUGUUCCAGCAACUACAACAAAAGGAAAAAACAGUGCAUCAAAUCGGAAAUUCUUUCCCCUUGCUGGAAAACUGGACGCUCAUAUGGACUCGUACAUCCGUCUUUUCUCCGAAACAAUAGCGACCCCCCCCCCCAUCCCCUCCCCUCCCUCGCCCCGCCCCCUCACCUUGCCCUGCCCCCUCCCCCUCUCGCCCCGCCCCCCACACCACCUUAAACAGGAAAUACCAAAGGGGCGUACGAGACUCGUGACUCCGCCCACUGCUGUGUGAUCUCCUGUUUACUUCUUUUCCUCCUCUUCUGUCCGUCAGUGUUAACGUCUCGCAAGGGAAUGGACGUGUCUUCCACAGGGGCGUGGCCUAUAGGGGCGUGGCCUAUAGGGGCAUGGCGUGGCCUACAGGGGCGUGGCGUGGCCUAUAGGGGCGUGGCCUAUUUCUGGACUGAUCCCAGACAGAUUACUCUUAUGUACAUUAAACAACUCGAGGGUAAUGAAGGACGUGAUCUUCGGGAGGUUUAAUGGAUCGAUGUUUCUGUCUUUCACACAAUCAUUUAUUUAAAAAAAAAAAAAAAAAAAGUAAAUAAAAUAAAA
Messenger RNA from Pangasianodon hypophthalmus (striped catfish), 2914 nucleotides. RefSeq names its product oxysterol binding protein (gene osbp). Gene Ontology annotation, cellular component: cytosol; intracellular membrane-bounded organelle; membrane. The record is from RefSeq and is a predicted model, not a curated record. Lineage: Eukaryota; Metazoa; Chordata; Actinopteri; Siluriformes; Pangasiidae. Gene Ontology annotation, molecular function: sterol binding.